This is a messenger RNA of Plasmodium cynomolgi strain B, 2052 nucleotides long. RefSeq lists its product as hypothetical. Gene Ontology annotation, molecular function: 2-(3-amino-3-carboxypropyl)histidine synthase activity. Lineage: Eukaryota; Apicomplexa; Aconoidasida; Haemosporida; Plasmodiidae. The record is from RefSeq and is a predicted model, not a curated record. The coding region runs from base 1 to 2052 and encodes 683 amino acids. The transcript is spliced from 2 exons. Gene Ontology annotation, biological process: protein histidyl modification to diphthamide.
AUGGCGCCCCCCCACAGCAGCGACAUCUGCGUUAGGUACCAAGUAGAAUUAGCCACAGGGAUCAUUUUGAAAAAUAAUUAUCGACGAGUGGCAGUGCAGUUGCCUGACUGCAUGCUGGAGGAUUCGCUUCUCCUUUCGAAUGCAAUCCAGGGGGAGCUACACAAAGGAGGGGCAACUAUCCUCCCCCCCAGUUACGAACCAUCAGGGAUGAUCACCCCAUGUUGUGGCGGAAAAUCUCGCACAGAAGACGAUCAUAUUUGUGGGAAGGAAAAUAAUUUAGUUGGAAGCACCCCGAGUGAGUCACCCCAAAGGAGCCCCUCCGAUGGAAUCAAUAUAUACGUUUUAGGAGACACCUCACAGAAUGAAUGUUGCGAAGAUUACGUAAGUGCUGAACAUGUGCAGGCAGAUCUUCUGCUACAUUAUGGACCCUCAUGUCAGUCGUUUAUAAGGUCAUCCAUUCCUUCAGUCUACCUCUUUAGUGAGAUAAAACAGGAGGAAGCCUUUUACAAAACAGUUAAAGAAGGGUUCAUACAGAGUAACUAUCCCGACAGGGGUGAAGUGUGCAUCCUUUUGUGUGACGUGGCCUACACGGGUUGUAUGUCCCGUUUGGUGAAUGCCUUUGUGGAGGUCGGCGGCGGUGCAGGAGGGGGGGGAGCAGACUGGGAGAAUCGUAUGAAGCCGCUUUUCCUGGUGGACGGCCGACUCGUGGGGGGAAAGUCCUUCCUGCGGAGCGGCACGGAUGUGGCAAACACGGGUGCGGUAAACACGGGUGCGGCAAACACGGGUGCGGUAAACACGGGUGCGAUAAAAACAGAUGCGAUAAAAACAGAUGCAGUCCACACCGAUGCUGUCCACACCGAUGCAGUCCACUCCGACGCGGCCAACACCAACAUAAUCGUGUGCCUGCACAGAAUUGCCAGCAACGUGCAGGGCAAAAACUGCUACGGGGACCACGGGAACUACGUCGAGUUGGACGCGCACGAAGACCUCGAGAGAAAGUAUGCGUUCUUCUGUGGUAGGCUGCUCAUAAGAGUUCUGUAUAGCAACAGACUGGGAACACUGCUUUAUGAGGUCAUACGCAAGGAGGAGAUGUCCCCUCCGUGGGGAAUCAUCCAAACCAAGGGGCAAGAACAAAGAACCAAUUUGUUUCUUUUUACAAACGGAAAUCUAAACCUAGAACAUCUAGAUAAACUACUACUGAAAAGAUACAGCCUCAUAGAAAAGUGCAAGCUAGUGGAUACGUUUGGUAUUUUAAUAACCAACGUAAAUUUACAAAAAAAUCUAGAAAUGAAAAAAAUUUUAAGUUAUAUUUUACGAUCAAGGGGGAAGAAGUGCUUCACUAUUGCUACCAACAAAUUGAAUGGUCCCAAAUUGGAAAAUUUUUCCGACAUAGAAAUGUACAUUCUUUUGUCUUGUCCUGAAAAGAGCUUCCUUGAAAUAUCUGAUUUUUCGAAAAGGAUUAUAAAUCCCUGUGAGUUUUUUAUUUCUUAUGGAUAUAUGGAUUGGCAGUGCAGCUACCUCUUUGACUUUUUCCACCUGUUGGCUGUGCCGUGUGUACAGCGUGCAUUGGACGGUCUACGGGGGGGCAAGUACCGGCUGUGGUCCCUCGGCUGCGGGGCCCCCAGCCUGGCUGAUGUGCCAAACGGGGCUGUCCAAAGUGGCACUCAUGUUGGAGGCGGCACUGCUGUUGAAGGCGGCACUCAUGUUGAAGGUGGCACUCAUGUUGAAGGCGGAACUGACGUCGAACGCGGCGGGCCUGAGCCAUCGGCUCCCUUUGGGGGGUCGCCCGGGCCAAGUCAAGCUCUCUUAACGUGCCACCCCCUCGUCGACCCGUCUCUACCCAUCCCGGUGGAAGAACAGAAGAAAUUCAUUACCACCUUUGACGAAAGGUCUCCCAUGUGCAGAUACUUUUUGGAGACCUUAGUGGAGAACGCAUCCCGGGAGUACAGGGGCGUCGAAAUGAACUAUAACACAGACACCGUGCCGGAGGUCGUUCCUGGGGAGGACGGAAUAGCUCAGCGUUACGAGUCCGACUUGCGCUUUUGCGGCUGA